Molecule: messenger RNA, 552 nt
Organism: Lactuca saligna
Lineage: Eukaryota; Viridiplantae; Streptophyta; Magnoliopsida; Asterales; Asteraceae
Source: the annotation of a GenBank genome assembly
AUGAAGGUAAUAUCUUCUGCGGGAAAACAUGAGUUUUCUUUGGAUGUUAAAACUGUUAUUGGGUUCCAAGGGUGUGAAGAGGAUGUGAAAAUCAUUUCAACUGUAAUUGGAAUUGAGAGUGGAUAUAUUGGCUCUAACAAGAGCAAGGCAGAGGAGCUAGCUGAGGUUAAAAAAAUGAUAAAAACCCCUGAUUUUUUCAACAAGCUUGUUGAUAGUAUGGCCCCUACUGUUUUUGCUCAUCAAUACAUCAAGCGAGCAAUUCUGCUUAUGCUUUUGGGUGGAGUUCAUAAGUUCACCCAUGAAGGGAUCAAUAUCCGGGGGGGGGGGGGGGGGGCAUUAAUGUUUGUAUUGUUUGAGAUCCAAAUUGUGCUAAAUCUUAGUUUCUCAAGGCUUAAGGCUUUAAGAGUACUCAAUUUGGGAUUCAAUGAUAUUGCAGAUGCUGUUUUGGUUGCUAUUAGUGCCAUUGGAGAUAAGGCCAAUGACUUGAUCUUGGAUAUGUAUAAAUCAGUUGUGUCAACAUUUGAGUCAUGGAAGUGCAACCAAGUUUGGUGA